Penicilliopsis zonata CBS 506.65 is the source of this 3039-nucleotide messenger RNA. RefSeq lists its product as hypothetical. Bases 349 to 2952 code for a protein of 867 amino acids. The record is from RefSeq and is a predicted model, not a curated record. The transcript has 2 exons. NCBI's taxonomy places the organism in Eukaryota, Fungi, Ascomycota, Eurotiomycetes, Eurotiales, Aspergillaceae. Gene Ontology annotation, molecular function: protein binding.
CCUGGCCACCCUCGCCUUUCAUCUGGAUCUAUCCUGCACAGCUGUCAAAGACUCAAAGACAAGCAACCCGACCGAUCCUGUCUGGCAGCUCGCCUUAUUUAUUUUAUUUUCUUUUCCUUUCUUCUUUAUUCAUCUCUCUCUACUUAUUGCUCUCUGUUCACCCUCUCUGUUCACCCUCCCUCGUCCUUCUCUCUCCUCUCUCUCCUCUCUCUCUCUCCAUGACUACACGCUUGUCUGCUCUCUCGACCGUCGUACCGGUGGUCGUGGGUUGAGAUCUGAUCUGAUUGCUUCCGAUUGAGGACCUUUGACGACUUUGAUACCCUAUUCGAAAUCGAUUCUACUGCCGGAAUGGUCACGACCAACGAAGAGCGUGCCGUACAUCUGGCCCGAGAGGCGGUUGAGCUGGGAGACGCCGGUCACCGAGAGGCCGCUGCUCGCAAUAUCCGUGAAGCUAUUUCGCUCGCUCCCCAUAACCCGGAGGUUCGGUCCGCGUUCGACAAAGUACGCCAGGAGGAACAGGGGAGCCACCAUCUGCUCGAUCGCUGUCGGCGAUAUGCCGCCGGCCUUGAUGAGGAAGCGGGCAAGGAUGCGGUGCGCUAUCUGCGCACAGAUGGGUUGAAACCCCCGGAAGAUGUCGCUCUCGAGUGUCUGCAGCUGCUACUGGCCCACGACCCGGCCACCCUAUCCGCCCACCAGGACGAGAUCAUCUCGGGUCUCGUCCGGCAGAACGCCAGCGUGCGCAAAUACUUUGCUACUCAGCUGCUGGCCUCGGUCACGGCGUUUUUUGAUGAGAUCUACGACCGCGGCGAUGGCGCCGCCGUCUGUCUGGAUACCGUCGUCCUCGACCCCUCCGUCUGGCCCUCCGACGACGAUCGCGCCCACUGCGAGAGCGAGCUGUUCCAGCUGUUCAUCGCCAAAUUGAUGGAAUCCGGCCACGACCUCGACGGUCGCUCGCUCAAGGGCAUCACCCGCCUGCUGGCCGUCGACGCUGCCAAGCUGCAGCAUCUCGUCGAUGACGAAGGUCUCGACGUCAUCCUCUGCUCGUGCGACAGCCGCCUGCCGCUCGAGGUGCGCAGCCAGGCCACCCUGGCUGUCGCCAAGUACCUCGACGCCGCCAAGGAGUCCGGCGAGCAGCGCCUCUCCCAUCUACUCGCCGCCCGCAUCGCCAAGGGCCGCAACGACGACCUCAUCAUCGCCUUCUCCGCCCUCACCGCCGUCUUCCCCGUCGCCCCCUCCGUCACCGCCGCUCUGUUCCUGUCCGACAGCCUCCUCCAGUCUCUGCGCCCGCUCGCCUCCCGCGCCGCCAAGAGCCGCCGCGUCGAGGAGACGGUGCUAGAACUGCUCAACGCCGCCUGCAUCGAUCGCACGUGCCGCCAGGCCGUCUCCCGCGACUUCUCCGACUGGUUGUCCCAUCUACUCACCAAUGGCUGUGACUCGAGCUCCGAGCUGGCUGCCGUCGUGCUAGCCAAGCUGCGCGCUUCCCCGCAGGAUCAGGGCACCACCGCCGCCUCCUCCGACCCUAAUCACGGUAAGGUGCUGGAGGAAGACAGUGUUCCAGAGCUGGUUGAACGAUUCAAGGGACUGAUGUCGCGGCGCAACAAAAAGGUCACGGUCGAGAAUCUCCACCAUGCGAUCGAGGGCUUGGCCUAUUCAUCCAUUAAACCGACCGUCAAGGAGCAGUUGGUGCAGGAUGCGGGCUUUCUGGGCGACCUGAUUGCCGCGAUGCAGGCGAACCUGACCGACUCGUCGGUGCUCUAUGGCGGUCUGAUGAUCCUGCUGAACGUGACUGCCUUCCUGCCCGCGCUCUCCGAGGAGCAGAAGAAGAUGUCGCAGCUCAAGUCGUACGCAAAUGCCAACGGGCCGGGCGGCGGCAUAACGGAUCCCCUCGACGACGACGACCACGUCUUGUCACGCUGCCAGGCGGUGGUCGAUGCGGGCGUCAUGCCGUUGUUCGUCGAGUGCGCCAAGUCCCCUCUACUGCCCUCCAUCCAAGACCUGGUCAGCAAGGUCCUACUGGCACUCUCUCGUAACCGGGCCACGCGGGGCACCCUCGCCCAACAGGGCGCCGUCAGGUUGCUCGUCACCCUGGCUACUAUCAAGACUACUACUGGCGCAGCCCCUGUAGGCAACGUUACUGCCGCUGCUGCUGCUGCUGCAGCAGCUCCCGUGAAUGCCGCAGCGGCGCAUGCACUGGCCCGCAUCCUCAUCUCGGUCAAUCCGAUGCACGUCUUCCCGCCCUCGGGGUUUCCCCCGAUCACGUCGGCGAUCCGUCCUUUGGUUUCGUUGCUAGCCUCGCAGGGUAGUAGUGCUAGUGCUAGUGGUAGUGGUAACGGGAAUGGCGCCGUAUUUGCCGAACAAUCGCGCGACCUGCUCCCCGUCUUCGAGAGCCUGCUCGCUCUGACGAACCUUGCGUCGUACCCGGACGAGACGGCAGCGGCAGCGAUUGUGCGACAGGCCUGGGCGACGGUCGAAGAUCUGCUCCUCUCGCGGCACACGCUGGUCCAACGUGCCGCGUGCGAGCUAGUCUGCAAUCUGAUGACCAGCGAGGCCGGGAUCGUGCAGUUCGCUGACGGGUCGAAGCGCGCCGCGCAGCGCCUGCACAUCCUCCUCGCCCUGACGGACGUGGAGGACGCCGCGACGCGCAAGGCCGCCGGCGGCGCGCUGGCGAUGCUGACCGAGUUCGACGCCGCGGUGGCGGCCGUGCUGGAGCGCCCCCGCGGGGUCGAGCUGCUCCUCGCCCUCUGCGCCGACGAGGACUCCGACCUCGCGCACCGUGGUGUCGUGUGCGUGCGGAACCUGACCUGCACCGCGGGGGGGGAUAUCGGUUCCCGCGCACGCCAGGCGGUUCGCCUUGCGGGCGGGGUUGAUAUCCUGCGCACCUGUCUGCAGCGGACGAGGAAUCCGGCGGUCCUCCAGGCAGGUGUGGAUGCUUUGCGGCCUUUGAUUGAGUGAUCUCUUCCAAUUUGCUCCUUUUCUCUUUCUUUUAUCUCCUUCUUUCUAAUUAUGUCUUUCUUCGGCUGGUCAGCGGGGUGUUGGGAG